Molecule: messenger RNA, 1149 nt
Organism: Gossypium raimondii (Peruvian cotton)
Lineage: Eukaryota; Viridiplantae; Streptophyta; Magnoliopsida; Malvales; Malvaceae
Exons: 10
Coding region: 141-986 (281 amino acids)
Source: RefSeq, a predicted model, not a curated record
AAAGAACAAACGCAUAGAAAACAAGAUUUCUUCUAUUAUUAUUUUUUAAUUUACUUUCCCCUCAUGUGUGAUUAAAGUGUAGAGAAUUCGGAUUAAAUCUCGAAAUCGAAGAAUUUAAUUUCAAAUUCGAGAUCUCGUCCAUGGCUGCCCCUUUUUUUUCCACUCCUUUUCAACCCUACGUGUAUCAGAGUCCGCAAGAUGCUGUGACCCCAUUUCAAAUAUUGGGGGGUGAAGCUCAAAUAGUUCAGAUAAUGUUGAAGCCACAAGAAAAGGUUAUUGCAAAACCCGGUUCCAUGUGCUUCAUGUCUGGGUCCAUUGAGAUGGAAAAUACUUAUGUCCCUGAAAAUGAGGUAGGCAUGUGGCAGUGGCUCUUUGGCAAGAGCAUAACUAGUAUUGCUCUUCGCAAUAAUGGUCCAAAUGAUGGAUUUGUUGGCAUUGCUGCACCUUCUCUUGCAAGGGUUCUUCCGAUUGAUUUAGCAAUGUUUGGUGGGGUGCUUUUAUGUCAGCCAGAUGCAUUUCUUUGCUCUAUCAAUGAUGUGAAGGUCAAUAAUACAGUUGAUCAGCGGCCACGGAAUGUUGUAACUGGUGUAGAGGGAUUUCUGAGACAGAAGUUAACUGGCCAGGGGCUUGCAUUUAUCCUUGCUGGUGGAUCUGUUGUGCAGAAAAAUCUUGAGGUGGGGGAGGUAUUGGCAGUUGAUAUCUCCUGCAUUGCAGCCCUUACUUCUUCCAUCGAUGUUCAAAUCAAAUACAAUGGUCCGAUAAGAAGAGCAGUCUUUGGGGGUGACAAUUUGGUUACAGCCGUUCUAACAGGACCAGGAAUUGUUUUCAUCCAGAGUUUGCCAUUUCAUCGUUUUUCACAGCGAAUUGCAAGGGCGGUUACAUCUCCGAACAUGAGAGAAAAUCCCAAGUUUUUCGUUCAGAUAGCCAUUUUCUUUUUUCUAGCUUAUGUGGUGAUUGUAUCUUCUUUGAUAUUGACCGAUGUGUGAAAAUGUCUUCUUUAAUUUUUAUUGACCAACUUAUCACCCCCCCCCCCACCCUUUUUGUUCUUUAUUAAACAUAGAUUACGUAGAUCACAGUGUUUGCUUGUUGGAAAGAAAUGUAAACUCUUUUGUUCUUGAGUGAAAAUGCUAAUUUUAUCUCUCUUUUUUA